GGACAGGGCAGCUGCAUUACCUAGGGUCUGUAAAUUGCCCCUUUUUACAGGCCAUACCCCUCCAUUGAUAUCUUUUUCUUGGUACUCAUUUUUGUCCUCAUAAACCUCGCCAUUUCAUGAACUGUAUCCAUUCAGUUCACGCAACUAUCAAAAGAAUAAACCAGUUAAAUUAAGAAGAACGGCUUACUAAAACUAUCAUGUACUAGUAGUACCUACGCAGUACAUUCUCCUCCUUUUUUCUAACAUAUUUACUUAGCAUCUAGUAGACUAACUAACUGGCUGGCUGACACUGAUAGCCCUAGGCCAGGAACUCAGAACACUUAGUGAAGUAUGCCAAUCAAGAAGAUGAAUCAUCUCUAUCCGAUAUGUUCUCUGUGUCAUUCUAGGUUAAAUAUGUAGCCAGGCUACAGGAUUCGAUCCGCAUAUGUAGCUAGGCUACAGGAUUCGACCCGUAUAUGUAGCUAGGCUACAGGAUUUGAUCCGUAUAUAUACUCGGCGUACCGAGUCAUUACAUACCUACUACCUAGGUUAGGUGACUGACUAUCCCUUCAAGAGUCCAAGUAUACAUAGUACAUCAUGUCAGCCAUCAAGAAAGUAGCUAUCUUUGGCGCAUCAGGCAACUUCGGUGCCCCCAUCACCACUGCCCUCGUCAAAGCUGGCUUCGAGGUCACUAUCAUCACUCGUCCCGCAUCUUCCUCAACCUUCCCAGACGGGAUCCCCGUCAUCAGGACAGACUACACAGCCGAGAAGCUUACGGCGGCACUCUUCGGCCAGGAUGCCGUGGUCUGCGUCAUCGGCCCCGCCGGCGUCGAGACCCAGGCCACGAUGAUCGAUGCCGCCGAAGCUGCGGGCGUCAGGCGCUUCAUCGUGAACCACUUCGGCUGGGGCCCCGGCUUCCGCAACUUGCCGGAGUUCGACGAGAUUGGGGCGAAGAGGAAAGUUGCUUUGGAGCGCGCGAGGCAGCUCUCUCAGUCGAACUCCGAGUUCACUUGGACUAGCAUCAGCAUUGGGAAUCCUAUUGACUGGGCGCUUCGACGCUUCCCUCUAAUGGGCUUCGACGUCAACCAACGCUCCGCAACAAUCUACGAUGAAGGCACCGAGGAGUUCACCGGGACCACACUAGCCGGGAUCGGGCAGUCCGUCGUCGGCGUCCUCACACACCCAGCCGAAACCGCAAACCGCUUCGUCCUGGCGCGGUCCAUCCAAGUGUGCCAAAACCAACUGCUCGACGCAUUCCAACGGGUCACGGGGCAGGCUUGGAAGGUCGAGCAUGGCAGCGCCAAGGAUCUGCUUGGGAGCGGGAGGAAGAAGCACCGAGAAGGCGCCGGGAGAUGGGGCCUGGAUCUGCUCGUGUAUCAGCUCUACGCCCCGGGCGAGGCGCGGUGUGUCCUGGCGUCGAAGGAAGACUCGGACGCGGGGCUGCUCGAGAUCGUGGAGGAAACGCCCGAGGAGAUUGCUCGCAAGGCGAUGGGCGCUGUUGUUGAGUAGGGGAUGUGGGAUAUGCUUGGCUGUCUUCUUGUGGCACUAUACGGGUUUCAAGUAAUCACUGCCCGUCUAUCUUGGAAUAUAUCAAGCCAGGGCGGGAAGCCAAAGGGAAACUAGAGCAUACCUAUGAUAACACCUCGCGCGAACAACAACGAGCUAAGCCAUUACCUGCAUAGUAACGUAAACGUAGGUAACUCGGCGUUUGCCGUUUAAAGUUAGUGCCUGCUAUGUAGAAAGAAAGAAGUAGGCUAGGCUCUUCCAAUGUUGAGUUUUGAGAUUCUACACAAUUGAUGGUUGAGGUAAAAAGGUGUACCUAUUGUAUAGUAUUAGGGAGAAGGACUGUGCCAACAAACGGCGAAUCCAUCUACCUAACCUACAUCGAUCUAAUCUAGGUUAUAAACGUAUAUGUAGGAGUGCGAACCC
This is a messenger RNA of Hypoxylon fragiforme, 1908 nucleotides long. Its product is annotated as NAD(P)-binding protein. The coding region runs from base 577 to 1488 and encodes 303 amino acids. The record is from RefSeq and is a predicted model, not a curated record. The transcript is spliced from 3 exons. Gene Ontology annotation, molecular function: oxidoreductase activity. Lineage: Eukaryota; Fungi; Ascomycota; Sordariomycetes; Xylariales; Hypoxylaceae.